AGGCGAUGCCCUACGAGUUCGCUUACGGCGUCAACGUCGAGACCACAGGAGACGUGAAGGAACACAAGGAGUCUGUGUCUCCUUCGGGCAGAACCGAAGGCGAAUAUCGCUGGCUUCAACCCAAUGGACUUUACAGAGUAACGCGAUACUUCGUAGAUGGAGACGGAGGAUACCAAGCCACAGUGAGCGAGGAACCCGGAGACCAGGUGUCCAACUAUUACUUCAGUAGUCUGGCCAACGUCGGCUCCUCCACCAAUACACAGCUGUCACAGCAGGGCUUCAGCAGCUCACAGUCGUCAAGUAGCGGCGCAGCAUUCACUGGUUCCCAGUUCUUAAACAACCAGCAAGCGUUUGGCACUUCACAGUUUUCUGGGAAUCGGCAAAUCUUCGGAAAUUCACAGUCGUCAGCAAACCAAGCAGCCUUCGGAGGUUCGCAGUUUUCAACGAACCAACAAUUCUUUGGAAACUCGCAGUCUUCUCUUGAUCAGAACCGCUUCUCUUCGCAAACUUUCCAAAACCAGCUUAAUUCUCAGACUGGAAACUUCGGCAGCAGCAUCAUUGAUGGCGGUGUGAUCAAUGGCGGCAUCAUUGACGGGGGCGUUGUCAACGGAGGGAAUUUCGGAGGCACCAACGCUUUCAGUAACAGCAACAGCUUCAAUCAGGGUGUGACCACCUUCCAGACGUCAGUGACUGACGGGGGCGUCAUCAACGGAGGGAAUUUCGGAGGCAACAACGCGCUCACUAACAGCAACAGCUUCAAUCAGGGUGUGACCUCUCAGACGUCAGUGGCUGACAGGAGCGACAUCAACCGAGGAGUAGCUGUCAUUCUGGCUGGCAGCUCUUUGCGUGACUCUUUCAGGGGAUGAGUCCGUUCUUAAUAUCCUUUUGAGUAUUCAUUAUUUAAUCAAAUCUAUGUAAUACAUCUUAUAUUCACCGUAUAAAACAGCGUUCCUUUCUCGGCUGGCGACA
Messenger RNA from Penaeus monodon (black tiger shrimp), 969 nucleotides. RefSeq lists its product as uncharacterized. The transcript has 2 exons. The record is from RefSeq and is a predicted model, not a curated record. The coding region runs from base 6 to 866 and encodes 286 amino acids. Gene Ontology annotation, cellular component: extracellular matrix. NCBI's taxonomy places the organism in Eukaryota, Metazoa, Arthropoda, Malacostraca, Decapoda, Penaeidae.